CGGGUUGCUUUGUCUUCUUGCGUCGCGUCUAAAGCUUCGUAAAUAAACAGCGGUGGAAAAAAUUUGUUUUCUUUUCAAAUAAUAAACAACUGGCAAACAAUAGUGCACCGCUUUAUUGUUGUUGGUGGUUGGAUAGUCCAUUUACGUCUAGCAGCUUGUGUAUCGUUCCUUUAUACAGAAAGGUAUUGCAAAACAAACGCAGCAAGCUUUGUUUUCAGUCAGCCUUCUCGACAACAACUCCGAGCAAAGCACAGAAAAGAACAGAAACCAUGUCGUUCAAGGACAACGAAGAACCGAAAGCAUUCCUGAUCUGGAACCGUCAUCCUCUGACCCCGACGACAAUCGUGGGCCGGGAAUCGCCAACGCCACUGGUCGAUGGUUUGACCCGGUUCAACUUUGUGUACGGAACGGAACCAUCGGAAUACUCACCCCUGCAGGCAGGAGACAUCACUCCAAUCAAUGAGGCCACCGGAUUGGACGAACUGGAGGAGAUCGAGCGAUCCAUGGCCACUUCCAGAAGUCCCGUUUACAACAUCAUACAAAACAAGAUGAAUCUUUGCGAGAAACGAGGUCCGAAAUUCACUUGCCGAGAAUGUCGCUACGUGGGACACACCCGUCUCAGCAUGGUCACCCACAUGAAGAUGCACCUCAGGCCAUUCUGUGAGGUUUGCUUCAAGUUGUUUGAAUCCAAAGAUGCUGUGCACAAUCACAUCGAAUCCAAACAUCCGGAAGUGGUGAUUCGUGAACAGUCUCCUCUACCGCCCUCUGGAGAUUUCUACUGCUCUCAAAUGGUUGCCCCUCCAAACACACCGAAUCCGGCGUCCGACGACGAAAUGGUCUCGUUGGAAGAUCUGCUGAACCCAGUCGGUAAAGUGGCGGUCGGUGUGGCCGUGGUUCAAAAGCUUUUGAGCACCGAGGAAACGGAUGGCGGGGUCAGCACUGAAGACGAGCACCGACUGGUCAUCGAUGAACAACAGUCGGUUCCAGGCUCAAGUCGUCGGCGUCCUAAAGCUAAAAGUACUAUAAAACGACCACUCAAGAAGAAGCACAACAAAUCCAAACUAAAGGACGUAAGUAAUGCCCCGGAUAAUGUGAUGAAAAAAAUCACUUCCCGGUUCGGGCGGUCCAUAAGUCUGAAAAUGCCGCAGUUCUAGGAAGGGGCCCUCUGUAACACCGAUAUAAACCGUCUAAUCUGAAUUAUGUUAAAACGACAUUUACAUUUUAUGUUCUGUACCUUUGUUACGUUAUGAAUUAAACAACCUGGAAUUGAAGAAGGCUUGAUCUUUA
Molecule: messenger RNA, 1287 nt
Organism: Aedes aegypti (yellow fever mosquito)
Lineage: Eukaryota; Metazoa; Arthropoda; Insecta; Diptera; Culicidae
Exons: 4
Coding region: 270-1154 (294 amino acids)
Source: RefSeq, a predicted model, not a curated record